Messenger RNA from Trichophyton benhamiae CBS 112371, 4887 nucleotides. RefSeq names its product endosomal peripheral membrane protein (Mon2), putative. The record is from RefSeq and is a predicted model, not a curated record. Lineage: Eukaryota; Fungi; Ascomycota; Eurotiomycetes; Onygenales; Arthrodermataceae. The transcript has 4 exons. Bases 1 to 4887 code for a protein of 1628 amino acids.
AUGCCAAACUCGGCAAACCCGCCUUGCUGCUAUCGGGGUAACGAAUCUUCAAAGGCUGGUCUUGAAAUACAGCUCAAAAUACUGCAAACAUUACCGUCUCUGUUUCGGUUCUAUGCAGAUAACCUUACUGGCGCUCUUCUUGCCAGCACGCUAGAGAUAUGUGCUACUCUACAAAACAGCAAGACCACAGCAGUAUCGAACACAGCCGCUGCCACUCUCCAGCAAUUAGUCAUUGCUAUUUUUGAGAAGGUCUCUCAGGAAGAUAGUAAAAACGGGAGUGAUGUAUCAUAUACCACUAUUUCCGUUGAAGGCCAGAAGCUCGAGGUCUCUACAUUUAGUUACGAUGCCUUUCGGAUACUAGAAGAUUUGUGCCGCCUGCUCGAGGGUGAACAACUCACAUACUUGAACAUCAAAUCGCUCUCUAAGAUUUUCAUACUGGAAUUGAUUGAAAGCAUUCUAGUCAAUAACACUUCCAUUUUUGCCAACCACCCAGAACAUACACAAGUCCUUCGGCAUAGACUAUUACCUUUGGCAGUCAGAUACCUGUCUGAACGUCAGUCAUUUUCCUUGACUGUCCGUGUUGCGAGGAUAGCACUAUAUAUUUUGAAAGCCCACUUAUCCUUGUUAACCGUUGAAUGCGAGGUAAUCCUCUCGCUUUUGAUUCAUCUAAUCGACACAGAAACUUCUUUGCCCUGGAAGCGGGUGCUUUGCAUGGAGAUCUUUAGGUCCCUAUAUACCGAACCGGGUAUCAUCCGACUUAUGUAUACGCUCUUUGAUAAGGAAGAAGGUCGCAAAGCUGUACUAAAGGAUCAUAUGUCAUGCCUAGUGAGGCUUUCCUCUGAAAAAUCUUCACUGAUCGGCCUUGGCCAUCAAUCCACGAUACCAUUAGCACCACAAACAGGCAAAGACACGAUGGAAGAUCAGGUCACCCUUGAGUCAGUUGGAGUGAGUGGCAUAAUCGGGAGCCCGUCGAAUAAGUCAGAGAUGUGUGGCAUUAGCACUCAGUGGAGCCUCCUUCGAGUGCCAUAUAUUGAAACGCUCGACAAAGUCGACUCUCCUUCACCUCCAGAUACAUAUAUAUACAGUCUAGUACUCAACUGCAUAGCAGCGUUCUCCGAAAGCAUGGCGAAGUUCAUCAUCCCGCUGGCUGUUGCUGAAUCGAAGAGCAAGCGGAAACGCAAUACCUCAAGUUCAGACAAGGAGCGCAAUUCCAACCAGCAGGACGCUGGUCGCAAAGAGCCGACGGGAAGAUCAUCCAUUCCUCCAAAUCCUCUUGAGUUAAACUCCCAUCCUCAAAUUUCUGAUAUUCAAGCAACUGCUGGUAUCAUCGAGGUCUGCUGGCCAGCGAUACUGGCCACUUCGUCUACUUUCUUAUACGCAGCGCUAGAUGGAGAAUUUUACCACUCCCUGGUCCGAGCAUUCCAAAAGCUGGCUCAUGUUGCCGGUCUGUUGAGGCUUGCAACUCCCCGGGAUGCGUUCCUGACGACCCUUGGGAAAGCAGCAGUACCUACGGAUCUCCCAGGGCCCAAUCCUGAUGGUAGCACUCUUAACUCGCCUGUUAUCGAUAAUACCAACCAACGACCAAGUGUUUCAGAGGCCACUAACUCGCCUGUCGAUAGCCCUAUUCAUAUGCUCAACACCAGGAAUCUACUAUGCCUACGAGCACUCUUAAACUUAGGUAUCGCUCUUGGGCCAACUUUGGACCGCGAUGCUUGGUCCAUCAUUCUUGAGACUCUCCAAAAUGCAGAACUAGUCAUCAACGCAACAAGUUCGACCUUCGUAUCAAUGCCAACGGACCCGGCCCUAGAGGCCAAGAACUUGAACUCCGAUACCCCAAAAUCCAAUCUUGGGCCUGAAAUCAUGGCUGUACAGGCAGUAACCAAUAAACUUUGCGAAAGCACAGGCGAUUAUACAAACUCUGCAUUCAAAACCUUUCUCAUGACUUUGUUGAGCUUGCCUGAAAGCUUUAUGAAGGACUCAGAAACUCCUUCUAGUCAGAAACAAUCCUCGCCUCUUCUCACGCAAGGACAAAAUGGGGGAAGAAUUCACCAAAAUAAACGCAGCUUGUCUGUGGCACUAGGGCGCAACAGGGUGCGCGAGGAUGAGUUGAAGUUUGUGCUAGAGAAGACACAUGCCGUUGCCAAAGCAAAUAUAGAACGGCUUUCUCUCUCAAAGGACGAAGGUAUAUGGGAGCUUCUGGUCAAGAAUCUUUUGAAAACGAUCCAGAACGAUCAGAUUAGCUCCGCACUACGCCUCAAGGCCAGCGACGUGACUAAUACGGUGAUCUCAAAUACCAUCAAACUCACAGAAUCUACUGAAGAAGAGUCAAGGAAUAGUGUUCAGCUUCGUGGAUUACACGCUUUGAAGUCGCAAUCAUCCAUUCCAUUCCAUGGGAGGCGGUCAAGCUCUUCAUCCCGUGCGGUGGACCUAGAAGUCCAUGAAUUUGCUCUCGAAACCUUGAAGUCUAUUCUGGAGGGUUCCGGUCAAUCAGUCGUUGCAGGAUGGAAUUUGGUAUUUGAGUUAAUAUCAAGCGUAUUUGACAAUGAAAUACAAUCUCUUACGGAGACCGAUGAGAACCAAAGACCAAUCCAGCCAACACCCAACAACCCGAAAUUGGCAAAAAUAAAGUCUCAAAAACUCCUACGAACUGCGUUCGACUCCCUGCAACUCAUAGCAUCGGACUUCUUAUCACUACUUCCAGCUUCAUGUCUACUUGAGCUUGUAGAAUGUUUCUACAGCUUUGCAUCUCAAAAGGAAGAUUUUAAUAUCUCACUAACAGCCACGACGUCAUUCUGGAAUAUAUCGGACUUCCUUCGAGUUCAGAUCGAUCGAUUCUCUUGUGAAGAUGAGAUUACUGUUUCGACCAGUGAAGCGCAGAUUGUAGAGAUUGCCCAAAGCCCAUAUAACUCUUCGUCAACAAGCGCGCUGUGGUUACUCUUGCUUCUGAGGAUGGUUGAUCUCACAGUCGAUACCCGCACUGAAGUACGAAACAGUGCGAUCCAAACAAUGCUUCGAAUAUUGGAUAAUUCAAGUGAACAGUUAUCCCCCGCUAUAUGGCACCUGUGCUUAAACAAGAUACUUUUUGUUAUGGCAGAGGCUGUCCAAGCUAAGACUGCUAAAUCUAUGGGAUCUUCGCCGGAGAAUCCCGAAGAGCUGAAGCCCUGGGUGGAUACUUCAGUGUUAUUGAGCAAAGGUCUAUCAAAUCUUAUCGCUACCUAUUUUACUACAAUUAUCAGGAGCGAGGAUUUUCAUAAAUCUUGGACAAGGUUGCUCCUUUUCUAUGAACCACUUAUCAAGCUAGAUUCGCUGGAUCUUAAGGAGGCCAUUUUCUCGAGUUUGUCCCAAAUACUCUCCUGUAUACAAACACCCGAAGAUAUUGGUAUCAACUUGGUUCAACAGGCCUGGGAUGUUUGGGCGAAUGGUAAUAUAGUUUCCAAAGAUGUGAAGCCGGACUAUGAGCAUUCGAACCAGAGUGGGCUGCUGGCUUACUUCAAAGCCUACAGGCAGCUCUACAGGCUACUUAAUAAUCACUUGGGUGAACAGCAGAUACUCGAUGCCUUACAGAAUACCCAAUUAGCGGUUGAACAAUCGAUCCAUUCCAAAUACUCUCCGGAUAUCGAGACACCCUCCGAGUUACAGACUCAGAUACUAGAGUGUUUUAGGACCCUUUGUGCUGAUAAACCCAACUCACAGUCGGCAAUCAUGGAUAGCCUUUCCACUUUUUUUCAACUGCCCAUGGUCAAUUGGACACCACAAGCUGACCGAGCCAAACCAACCUUUGUUGCGCUAUCCAAAUCCUCAAUGAAGCUUUUAAGCUGGUAUAUAGGCGAAAAUGGAUUGAAACCUAAUGUCCUGCCGGAUGGUGUGCUGAGCAACACCCUUGAACGACUGACGUCUCCAAUAUUUGGCAAGUACAAGUGGCUAGGCAAGGAUGGCAGUCCACCGCUAUGGCAGACGGCAACGACGGCUUCUCUAGACCUCAUAGAAAUUGCUGUUGGAUACGUUGAGGCCCAAUAUUCGACUUGUGACCGUACUAUUACAGAGCGCUUUUGGGCAUCGGUAGUUGAGGUCGUAAAAGCAGUUGUCUCUUGCGGAGAAUACACAAAUCUAAACCUAACACCAUCAACCUUGUUAUCUGACGAGCAAUUCGAUAUUGCUGCCUUUGAACGACUCCGUGGCAUGAUAAUCCCAGCCCUUGGCUCAUCAUUCGUCUCUCCGAAGAUCCGGAGAGACUUUGCCUUUGUUCUGUUUAAUUCUUCACAUGUCUAUCCACCACAGCGAUUGGAUCUGCCCGAUAACUCGGCACAAAAGGAACCUCUCCGCGAUCUAUAUAAGGUCCGACGCGGCCGCACUCAUGGCCCACAGCCAACGAUGCGGAGCAAACUAUCAUAUGUGCUAGUUGAUACGCUAUUUGACCUUGCGUCUGUUCGCAAACGGGCCGCAGGAGAGAGCCAAGCUUCAUCGCCAAAUUUUGUGACACCGUAUAUAUACCUUGCAAAAUCUGUGUCACCGUACCUUAUCUUACGCUGUGCCUUGCCCUUGAAAUCAUAUAUCGCCGACCAACCACUUCUGGGGCUUAUGCCACAACCCAUAAUUUCAAGGAAGGAAUUGAUGUACCUCCUAACCCGAUUGGUUGAUUUGAAGAGUGAGCCAACUGCCAUCCCAGCAGCUGGUCCUAGCGUUCCUAUAGGGGGGCCAAACGACUCCCCAGACGACGACGAGGAGGAUGAGGAGGAAAGCGGUAGCUCCACAACAGCAAGGUUCAAAAAACAUCUUGGGUGGAUGUAUCCCCUUGUUAUCCGUGCAAUAACAGUUGCCGGCAAAGAAUCCAAAGAUCGUCAAGUUCUGGAUGCGCUGACAAAAGUCUUAGAGGGCAUACAGGGGUAG